Molecule: messenger RNA, 561 nt
Organism: Phytophthora sojae
Lineage: Eukaryota; Oomycota; Peronosporomycetes; Peronosporales; Peronosporaceae
Exons: 2
Coding region: 1-561 (186 amino acids)
Molecular function (GO): phosphatidylinositol binding
Source: RefSeq, a predicted model, not a curated record
AUGGGCUGCUCUCACUCCACGACGAACAACCCCACGCAGCAGUUCAACGGCAUCGAGUACUCUAUCCUUGAGCUGUCGAUCGCCAAGCGUCCUGGAGGGCCGGACGUCGGACCAGUUCGAACGGAAAAGGUAAAGCUGCGUGACAGAGCUGCAGCCAGGAAGAAGACGCUUCCAGUCGGUGUGAUGAUAUUUUCGGUCACCAAAGUCAUCGCGAACGAUGACGGCGCCAUGCUCUACGUCUUCAGCGGGACCACUGCCGAGGACCCCGCAAACGAAGUGGUGAUCUCCAAGCGGUACUCGGAUUUCAAGGCGAUGCACGCGCAGAUGUCGGAGCUGAUGGCGAAGGAGAGGAACGUCCCUUUUAACCAGCAACACCUCUUCGCCACCCAGCCGGCUCUACCGGAGAUGCCCAAGGCGAACGCUUGGACCUACGUGCGCGGGCGCUACAGCGACACAGUGUUGGAGGAACGCGAGGAGCAGUUCACGAGGAUCCUGAACGCCAUCGCACGCCACCCCGUCGCCUUCAAGAGCAAGACCUUCACGGACUUCCUGCUGGGCUAA